Molecule: messenger RNA, 566 nt
Organism: Prorocentrum cordatum
Lineage: Eukaryota; Dinophyceae; Prorocentrales; Prorocentraceae
Source: the annotation of a GenBank genome assembly
CAAACAUCUUGAGCGUGGGAUCUCGGAACUAUUUUGCGUGCCUCGGCGCCCGGCCGCGGCCUCCGCCCCGGCCCGGGCGCCCGCUCCGAUGGGCAGCCUGGCGCGGCUGCCGCCCGAAGCGCUGCAGCGCUGCCUGCUGCACCUGCGGGCCACCGAGCUCGCGCCCUCGCUGGGGGCCUGCAGCCGGGUGCUGAGGCGCGCGUGCCAGCAGCCGGAGCUGUGGCGGCGUGAACUCGAGGUGCGCUUCCCCGACGGUGCGGGCGCGGCGCUCGCCGACGGGGCAGCCGCCGACGGCGGCAGCCAGCGAGGGGGCUCCUUCCGAGGGGCGCUCGUCGCCGAGCUGCGCGCGCACCACGCGGGCGAGCGCGGGCGUCAGGCUGGGGAGGCCCGGCGCUGCCAGGAGGCCGUGUUUUCGCUGCAGGCGCCCGUUUUCUGUGCUCUCCCUGUCCAGGAAAUUGUGGUGGCUGUUGCUGGCGAUGGCUUCCAGUGUAGAAGACUCGCGCCGGGAAUCGGCACGAGUCUGCUUUUUGAGCCGCUUAUGCCUGCCUGAACCAUCUAGAUCGGAA